AUGGAUAAUGAAUCUAUCUCUUGGCAUGAGUCUUAAGCAUUCCCUGAUAUCAUUUAUAAUUACUUUAAGAUUCCUGCUGAUUUAAAACAAGCUGAAUUGCAUGGAGUAUGAUCCAAAAAUAUUCAAUCUUUAGUUAGCAUAUAGAGUUUAUAAGGAACCUUAGAAGAAUUCUACAUAAUGCAAUUGCUGUAACUUUUAUAAAGAUCAUAUUAAAUUCAAAUUAUGUGAUGAGUUAAAUAAUGACUGUUUUGUAGCAUCUGAAUAUUUUCAAACAAUUAAAUGGAUGCUUAUAUAACUUACUAUUCUUUGGUAAACAAGAUAUUUAUUAUUAUCAAGCAUUUUUUUUGUUCCUUUUGGAUUAUUUUAUAAUAGAUAAGGGAAUUAAUGUGAAUAACAUCCAAAUUGUAAUUAAAAUUCACUUAAAAUAUACUCGAUAUGGAAUUUAGUUCCUAAUUAUUUUAGUCUCACAGAUAUAAGAUAUGCAAUUGUUAUUCUUUUGACAUCAUUUAUUUUUAUAAUCUUAAUUAAAUGUGGAUCUUUUAAUACAUAAAUGGUCAAAGUUGCAAUAUCAUUAAAAACAUUCUGGUUGUUGCUUAAUGGAGUUUACUUUCCUGAAAGAAUCACAAAUUAAGAAAUUCUUGAUUUUUUGAAUAGAAAUUCUUAAAUAUGUAACUAAAUUUAUCUUGUAAAUUAAAAAUUGUAUUAAAAUGUUUUAUUUGAAAAAUUAAAAUCCCCUUAUCUGAGAGAAAAACAAUAACAGUAUAUAUAUUUAUUUAGUAAAAAAGAAAAAAAAUGGUAUUAAGAGAAGUAUUUGAUGACAAUGAAGAUAUUAGGUAGAUCAUAAAAUAAUCAUUUCUAUUUUUUUCAGAUAAUGAUAUAAUCAAAGAAGAUGAAAUAAAAAAUGAUUUUAUUCAACUUUGUAAGGUAUAAGACUAAAAAUGUUAUUAUGGAUUUUAAAUAAGAAGUCCAUAUUUUCAAUUUUGUAUCUAGGUUAUUAUUGCUGGUAUAUACAGUUAACCCUUGAUUAUAGCAUAAUUUAUUAUAUUGAAAAUAAGAUAUGAUAUAAUUAAUAGUUAUAAUAAUGAAGAAGAAGAUUAUAUAAUUAAACAAUUUUUAAAUGUAUGCUUAACUUUACUUUCAAUGAUUACUUUUAUGAUAUUUGAUCAAUUAGGAUAAAAAAUAUUAAAUAGAUUAUCAUUAGUAAUUUAUCAUUUUGUAAGUAUAAAUGUAUAUAUAUAUAUUUAGUAUAUGAUAUUUUAUAUGUUUUACUUAUAGAGUUUGGAUUUUGAAACUUGGAAUAUGUUUUAAAAUAAUUUCACUUAAUCUAGUUAUAAAAUGUUAUAAAAUGAAGGUAUGAUUGAUUAUCUAAUAACAUUGAGUUACUUGAAUUUAAUUGUUCCAUCAAUAAACUAAAUAUUUGAUUAUUAUUAUUUUUGGAAAAAAAUUAAAUUGUAAAGAUUAAAAACAAAAAAAACAAAUAAUAAAACCUAAAGAGAAGCAAAUUAAUUAUUUUAAUCAAGAGAAUUUAAUUUUUAUUAAAAAUAAAUUGCUUUGAGUAAAAUUUUUGCUAUAAGCUUAAUGUUUGGAUUCCAAUAUCCAUUAAUAAUUCCAUUAUCAAUGCUUUCAUUAUUGAUUGUAUUUUGGAUUGAUAAAUUUUUAUUUAUAAAUUAUGCUAUACCUGUUGUGAAGGAUAAAUAUGAAGAAUUGNUAUCUUGUAAAUUAAAAAUUGUAUUAAAAUGUUUUAUUUGAAAAAUUAAAAUCCCCUUAUCUGAGAGAAAAACAAUAACAGUAUAUAUAUUUAUUUAGUAAAAAAGAAAAAAAAUGGUAUUAAGAGAAGUAUUUGAUGACAAUGAAGAUAUUAGGUAGAUCAUAAAAUAAUCAUUUCUAUUUUUUUCAGAUAAUGAUAUAAUCAAAGAAGAUGAAAUAAAAAAUGAUUUUAUUCAACUUUGUAAGGUAUAAGACUAAAAAUGUUAUUAUGGAUUUUAAAUAAGAAGUCCAUAUUUUCAAUUUUGUAUCUAGGUUAUUAUUGCUGGUAUAUACAGUUAACCCUUGAUUAUAGCAUAAUUUAUUAUAUUGAAAAUAAGAUAUGAUAUAAUUAAUAGUUAUAAUAAUGAAGAAGAAGAUUAUAUAAUUAAACAAUUUUUAAAUGUAUGCUUAACUUUACUUUCAAUGAUUACUUUUAUGAUAUUUGAUCAAUUAGGAUAAAAAAUAUUAAAUAGAUUAUCAUUAGUAAUUUAUCAUUUUGUAAGUAUAAAUGUAUAUAUAUAUAUUUAGUAUAUGAUAUUUUAUAUGUUUUACUUAUAGAGUUUGGAUUUUGAAACUUGGAAUAUGUUUUAAAAUAAUUUCACUUAAUCUAGUUAUAAAAUGUUAUAAAAUGAAGGUAUGAUUGAUUAUCUAAUAACAUUGAGUUACUUGAAUUUAAUUGUUCCAUCAAUAAACUAAAUAUUUGAUUAUUAUUAUUUUUGGAAAAAAAUUAAAUUGUAAAGAUUAAAAACAAAAAAAACAAAUAAUAAAACCUAAAGAGAAGCAAAUUAAUUAUUUUAAUCAAGAGAAUUUAAUUUUUAUUAAAAAUAAAUUGCUUUGAGUAAAAUUUUUGCUAUAAGCUUAAUGUUUGGAUUCCAAUAUCCAUUAAUAAUUCCAUUAUCAAUGCUUUCAUUAUUGAUUGUAUUUUGGAUUGAUAAAUUUUUAUUUAUAAAUUAUGCUAUACCUGUUGUGAAGGAUAAAUAUGAAGAAUUGUUACAAGGUGGUUAUUUCUUGUUCAAUAUUUGUAUGUUAUUUAUAUUUUUUGGAUAAUGUUUUAUGUUCUUUAAAUAUUGGAUUACUAUUAUUCUAUAUCUCAUAUUUAUUAUUUUACUAUUAAUUUUAAUUAUAGUAGCUUAUAAGGAAAGAGAUUAAUGGAUUAAUACUAAGGAAAUAUUAAAUGAACUUAUUGAGAAAUAAUAUCAAAUUAGUAAUGAUGAAAAAUAUUAAAUGUUUUUAAGUUUAUAAAAAAGACUGAAGAAAUUUGUUAAAGUAAUUAUUAAAUAGUAAAAUAUAGAAAUAAAAGAAAAGUAAUGUUAUUAAUGAGAGUAACCUAUUAGAUUGA
Messenger RNA from Paramecium pentaurelia, 3085 nucleotides. Lineage: Eukaryota; Ciliophora; Oligohymenophorea; Peniculida; Parameciidae. The record is from the annotation of a GenBank genome assembly.